CUGUUUUGUCACUCGUGACCAAAUUGAAGUCCUGUGAUUGAAGCCUGUGUCGGCGACUCCGGGCGUAAGCAAGUGUUUCCGCUAUGUUUCUUCUCAGCGAUAACAGUUCAUCUGAGUGACUGCCUUACUCACCUGAACUGAUGGAGCCUGGACCAGAGAUCAGGACCACGCCUGCAUCAGGUGCCAUCUCCCCUCCAAGUCCUGAGUACUUCCAGUGGGAUCUUCGCAUCAGGCUUAUUGGCCUUGGCUUUGUCUUCUACACCGCCAUCUUCCUCCUCUCCCACAUAUUGUCUCUGACACUUUCCCGCACGUACAAGUCCUUACUGGCGAAAGAGCAGGUCUUCUGGAACCUUGCAGCAACUCGUGCAGUGUUCGGGAUCCAGAGUACCGUGGCUGGUUUGCGAGCACUGACUGAAGAUUCGGUGCUAACUAAAGACAGAGUGAGGGGCCAAGAGGACUGGUCGUGGUUCAAUGUCCUCACCGCCACAGGUUUCUUCGUGUUCGAGAAUGUGGCACUUCAUUCCUCCAGUGUUGCCUUUAGAACCUUUGACCUCCCUCUGGCCACACAUCAUUUCUUCGCGUUGUCAGGAUAUGCUGGAGCCGUGGUUUGGGACUCUCUGGGUCACUUCCUUCCUAUGGUUACGCUUCUGCUUGAGAUGAGCACACCGUUCACCUGCAUAUCCUGGAUGUUACUGAAGGCCGGCUGGGCUCACACUCUGCUGUGGAAGUCCAACCAGUGGGUGAUGAUCCACAUGUUCCACUGUCGCAUGGUGCUGACUUACUACAUGUGGUGGGUGAGCUGGAGUCACUGGGGGGAGUACAACACUCAUGUGGCGCUUCCCCAGCGCCUGCUCUUCUUCACGGGCCUGGCUCUGCUCACCGUCCUCAUCAAUCCCAUCUGGACGCACAAGAAGACCAUGCAGCUGCUCAACCCCGUGGACUGGAACUUUGGGAACAAGCCAGCACCGGCAAACGGUUCCGCACGCGGUCGAGCCCCAGUCAAACAUCAUGCUAGCUGAAAGUGUUCUGUUGAAGUUCAACAUCUGAAUAAUGACUUUAAUUACGGUGUCUCAUUAAUAUUGAAUUAAUAGUGUGUUGAGGGUGUGUGGUUUGAGGGCGUUCAGACAAGGUUCGGUCUGAAUGUGCUUGAUAUGUUCAAUUUUACAUCUGUGACAUUAGGCUGUGUUAAACAACACAAGGAGGUUUUGCUUUCUCUUAGCCUCAGUCCACACAUGCAUGACUGCAUUCAGAUCCAUUUGCCGGUACGUUGCUUUAACUGUGAAUUCAGAUGCUGACAGAUAUGCUCAGAACUAGUCUUUGUUCUGCAUGGAAAAUGAGCUAUAUUUUUAACCAUGCCUAUCGCCUUGCAGAACUUCCACAAGAGGCUCAUGUAAAAAAAAAAAAAAAAAAAAAAAAAGUAACUUCAUCAGCGUUGUCUCUACAGACGGGAGAGAAAAGUGUGUCGGUCCUCUGUCAUCUCUUUUUUUUAGUUAUCAAAUUUUUAAGUGGCACUAUAGCUCAUGGAAUAGUUGUUUUUUUUAUUAUCUUGCUAUUGUAUUUUGCUCAUAUUUAUGUGUUCUUAUGUUUACAGUGCUGCCAUGCCUCCAGCACAGGGCUUUUUUAUUGUGUUUUUUUUGGCUGAUCCUUCCAUUCUGAAGUUUUAAGUCAAAAUAUGCACAUUUUUAUUUCAGAAUCUGUUUGCAUGUGGACUGGACCUCACUGUCACUAGAUGAAGUUGCAGUAUUAAUUCAUUAGCUCACAUUAUAAUCAAAAGCACUGUCAUGUCUUUUUUUAUAUUAAGUAGUACAACUCCCUGUUUGAACUGAGCGGAGUGGAAAUUAGGGUUUAAACCCCUGGAUACUGAGAAUGGUGUGAAGAGUUACAUGGCUGUUCUGAAGAGAGAAUAAUGUUGAAAUGUUUGUGAGACUGGGAAGAGCUGACAGUAGAACAAAUGCUUGUUGAUAAGAAUGUACAUUUCAGUUUUUGCUGUGUAACAUUUUGAUUGAGGUUUAAAUAAAAUGUUUGCUAUUUUGUUUGGUUACAACAAUUUGCUCUUACUUCUUCCUCUUUAAACACUUUCGUAGCUCCUAUUUCUUGCUUUUUUCCGUGACAACUUGGUGGAUAGCUGUGUGAUCAAUGACUUCACAAAUGCCAUCAGACUUGUAAUAGAAGGGACUUUUCUUGCUUAGCUUCACAGUAUGAUCAUUUUUCGAAUCACCACAUUUGAACUUUCCAUGUUGAAUUUAGUUUGUAUUGUACUGUAAAAUAAUAAUAAGUAAUCGUGCUGAACCCACGUUAACGUCACGAAACCAAAGCUCUUGGAAGUUAAAGGUUUAAUAUUUAAAUCAAAGUGGCGCAUACGAUGUAGUUCUCAUGUUAAUCGAAGCUCAAAUUGAUAUUCAAGUCCAGACAGCUGUUGGAUGGG
This is a messenger RNA of Synchiropus splendidus (mandarinfish), 2425 nucleotides long. RefSeq names its product CLN8 transmembrane ER and ERGIC protein (gene cln8). NCBI's taxonomy places the organism in Eukaryota, Metazoa, Chordata, Actinopteri, Syngnathiformes, Callionymidae. The transcript is spliced from 3 exons. The coding region runs from base 141 to 1019 and encodes 292 amino acids. Gene Ontology annotation, cellular component: membrane; endoplasmic reticulum. The record is from RefSeq and is a predicted model, not a curated record. Gene Ontology annotation, biological process: lipid homeostasis.